This is a messenger RNA of Struthio camelus australis, 8187 nucleotides long. It is a transcript of the gene SMCR8, whose product is annotated as SMCR8-C9orf72 complex subunit. Gene Ontology annotation, molecular function: GTPase activator activity. NCBI's taxonomy places the organism in Eukaryota, Metazoa, Chordata, Aves, Struthioniformes, Struthionidae. Gene Ontology annotation, cellular component: guanyl-nucleotide exchange factor complex. The record is from RefSeq and is a predicted model, not a curated record.
CCCGGAGCCAACCCCUGGUCCAAGGUCGCCAGCUCCAAGUUCACCCGGGACUUCAUCCUCAUCUCUGAGUUCUCAGAGCAGGUGGGGCCCCAGCCCCUGCUGACCAUCCCCGAUGAUGCGAAAGUGUCGGGCACUUUCGAUCUCAAUUACUUUUCCCUCCGGAUCAUGUCUGUGGAUUAUCAGGCUUCCUUCGUGGGGCAUCCUCCCGGCUGCGCCUACCCAAAGCUGAACUUUGUGGAAGACUCCAAAGUGGUGCUGGGAGAUUCAAAAGAAGGGGCAUUCGCCUACGUGCACCACCUGACUUUGUAUGACCUCGAAGCCAGGGGUUUUGUGAGGCCCUUCUGCAUGGCCUACAUUUCUGCUGAUGAGCACAAAAUCAUGCAGCAGUUUCAGGAACUCUCUGCGGAGUUCUCCAAAGCAUCUGAAUGCCUAAAGACAGGGAACAGGAAAGCUUUUGCUAGUGAACUUGAAAAGAAACUGAAAGACCUCGACUACACUAGGACUGUGCUGCACAAUGAAACUGAGAUCCAGAAGAAAGCCAACGACAAAGGGUAUUACACAACCCAAGCAAUUGAGAAGGCCAAUGAAUUGGCUAGUGUUGAAAAGUCUAUUAUUGAGCACCAAGAUCUGUUAAAGCAAAUCCGAUCCUAUCCCUAUAGGAAACUGAAGGACUCUGACUUCCACCCCUAUGAGCCAGAGUGUGGACUGGAUCAGGCUAAUGCGAGCUGUGAUCAGGACCUGACUACCUCUGACCUUGCUGAGCCUGGUGACACGCACCUUUAUGCACACGCGCCAUCCUAUACCCCCAAGCUCAUCAAAGCGAAGUCUGCUAAAUGCUUUGACAAGAAGCUGAAAACGCUGGAAGAGCUUUGUGAUGUUUAUUUUUUCACCCAAACUCUAGAUCAGCUGCAUCAGAUUGAGAGGACUUUCAGAGGUGAUGUGUGCUACCUCUUGACGAACCAGAUCAGCAGAGCACUUUUAAAGCAACAGAGUGUAACUAACUUUCUCUUUGAAGAUGCGUCUCUUCUAGAUGAAAAAGCACCUGAAAAGCAGUACAGAGGCUGCCAGAGAUUUAGUCCAGAUGCUGUCAACAGAAAGUGUUUGGAAGAGUCUCCCGCUCCGAAAGUGGUAAUCAGCCUGGGUUCUUACAAGUCCAGUGUGGAGUGUGUACCUAUCAAGAUGGAGCAGGAAAUUGAAGACUCGCAAGAACCCAAAAUGGCAGAAUCCAUAACUUUUGAACACCAGGACAAUUUGGACUAUCUCGAUGCAGAUAUUAAAGGGAGUAUCAGUAGCGGGGAGAGCAUUGAGGUUCUUGGAACGGAAAAGUCAGCAUCUGUUUUAACAAAGUCUGAGAGCCAGGCCAGCUUACCCAUCAGUCCGAGUCCCCAGGUGGGCAGGAGCAAAGUGGGCAGCAGGAGGACUGUCAGUGAGGACAGCAUUGAGGUUCUCAGCACGUGUCCCUCAGAGUCACUGAUCCCGGAAGACUUCAAAGCGAGUUACCCAAGUGCCAUUAACGAAGAACCUUAUGCAGAUGACGAAGAGGGAGGCCUUCAUUUCAGCCCCAAAUUAAACCUGGAUAAUGCUGACAAGCAGGAAGAUAGUUCAAAAGAGGAAAACUUAUUGCAGGUUGAUUCUGCCUGUUGCAUCGGGAAGGAGAGUCCCAACUUCCUUGAGCCUCUGCCUGACCUAGGCCAGAAGCACUGUGACGAGGAUGGGGUGGUCAGCAUUCCCCCGCAGCCGUACCGGCCGGCCGAGCAGGGGCUGCACGGGACUUUUGCUGGCUACCAUUCCCAUGACAGUGUCUCGGGAGGGCUCCUUCCCUAUGAACUCGAUCCGCGCUACUUGGCAGGCAGUAGGGACGUCAGUAAAACUAGCCUGGAUGAAUGUUUGGACUCCACGAGCUAUAUUAGCAGUGCCACGUCCACGUGUUCUGACCGAAGUCCUUCUCCUGCUUGCCCCGUAAUUCCCGUGAGUGAAAGGCACAAAAAAAAGGCUGGCCAGAACGCGCUGCGCUUUAUUAGGCAGUAUCCCUUCGCUCACCCUGCGAUAUACUCCCUGCUCAGCGGAAGGACCCUUAUCGUGUUGGGGGAAGAUGAAGCAAUAGUCAAGAAACUUGUGACUGCGCUCUCCAUCUUUGUGCCGAACUGUGGGGUUUAUGCCAAGCCUGUGAAACACUGGGUCACUUCCCCUUUGCACGUUGUGGAUUUCCAGAAGUGGAAGCUGAUUGGACUCCAGAGAAUGGUGUCCCCUGCCGGGGUGAACAUGUUGCAUGCUCUGAGCCGAUACAGCCGAUACAUUAGCAUCCUGGAUGCGGACAGUAAGACUCUCCGUUGCCCCCUUUAUAAAGGAACCUUGGUGUCCAGGCUGGCGGACCACCGCACUCAGAUCAAACGAGGGAGCACCUAUUAUAUGCACGUCCAAAGUAUCCUCACUCAGCUGUGUUCGAAAGCCUUCCUCUUCACCUUCUGCCACCAUUUGCACCUUCCCAUCAGUGAAAGGGAACCGGAGGAAUCUGUUGUGAAUCGCAGGAUGAACUUUCUGAAGCUCCACCUGGGCCUUGCCAAUGAAGAUAUCAAAAUUGUACAGUAUCUAGCUGAGCUGCUGAAGCUGCAGUACAUUCAGGAACCCGGCCAGGGGGUGAAUCCUCUGCUCAGAUUUGACUAUGUUCCCAGCUUUUUGUACAAAAUUUAGUAUCAUCUGGGCUGUCUGCUGUCAUACUUGGAUUCUGACAAAGAUCAUCUGUGCUUGACAUUGAUGCUGUCUGUAGUAGCUCUCAUACAUCAGGAAGGGGCAGAAAAGCUGAUGCCUUUGCAAGCAAGUGUCUCUGCUCAGUAGAAAUUAAUGUCCAAGUGACCUAAUUUCUACAUGGUUCCCUGUAGCCCAGAACUUGGAUGUUCCAUCAUAUAAAAACAUUGGCCACUCUGUUUUCAGAUGUUGAAAGGGACACUAUUAACUUCUAAAGCAUUGGAUAGUAGCAUUGAGGGAGGAUUAUGGCGCUGAGAGAGAUGGGCGCUCUUGUGAAACAAUACUUAGUAACGUGCACCCCCAAAAUAGGCAGUACUCUGCACGCUUCCACCAGAACGCUCUUGCUGCCUUCGGUGGAGCCAUGGCAGAGACCAGGGGAAGUAUAAAAGCCACACGAAGAUUUUAAUCCACUAGUAUCUUGCCUGCAUGUGGGGGGUAAUUGAUGUACGUGCUAAUGCUCCCUAGCAAGAGGGCAGCAUGCAGUUGUCUGCCUGUGUGAAGCAGUAGUUGAUGGUGUCCCUUUCUGCAUUUUCGGAGUUCCUGGCAAUUCCUAGAGCUGGUUGUUCCGGAGCCCGUAGGACAGCAAUGGAAGCAGGUGUGCUUCUGUGCAGAAAGCGUUUGCUGAUUUCUCAGCUUUGUUAAAAUCUGGAAUGUGGAAGGGCUCCUUUUCAACGUUGGCUAGCACCGAGGCUCCUGCUGUUGUGAAUGUAGAGCACUGUGCCUUGUGAACUUGUCGCAUCCUGUUUGCUUGGCGACCUGUGGGAAAGGUGGGAGGAAGAGGGAGACCAAGAAUCCUCAAAGCUUGUGAGGUCAAGGGUGACCUUCUAAAGAAAGACGGGAGCUGAACAGCGUGAGGGAAAGGCUCCUUUUUACAUGCUUUUUGUGAUGGGGAAACGAACGGUGCAAUGCUCUUGAAGGUAUGCUGUGAGGGACAGCAAGCUGUUAGAGCAGGCUGCCUGGCUGGCAAGACGCUAGUGCUCAGGCAAAAUCUAGGAUGAAUGUACUGGAUCCCAUGUUGUAUCCAUAUUGCUUUUUUUUGUUGGGGAACUGAAUUUUGUGCUUUGUGGUGAAGCAGGUUCGGUGUCACUGCAUGCUGCUUCUGGCCAUGCCAAUUUAUUUUAACGCCAAGCCUUUGUAAUUUCUUGACUACCUCUCCUGUGGCGUUCCUGGAUAGUUCUGGAUGGGGCAGAACUGCAGCUCUCUGAGCCUGGUCGUUGGAUACCGAGGACCUUCCUUUCAAAGCUUCUUUACUGCUAUCUGUGCCAGAAAGGUUGCGUCGCCAUCACGGCGAUGCUCCUGGAAGAUUGUUCCUGUCAGUGCUGAGUGUUUUGUGCCCGGCUCUUGGGGCACAGCACUUCCCUCUGGAAUCUCCUCGGAGGUGCAUCUCAUUGGCCGCCAUCAUGGGCUGGAGUUUGCUGCUGUGUCCAAUGCCAUGUGGUGACAGCAGCUUUCACAGUUCUUUUAAGCAAGAAAAAGUCUUGCUCGGAAAGAAAACUUGGGUUUUACUUCUUUUUAGCACUGUUCUCUUCUGAUUCUGGAGGGAAAGCAGCUUAGAUUUUACAAGAUUAGCUGAAGUACUAGGUUUUUUUCAAACCUCUAUUUAUUGUGAUUAUGUGAGACAGAGUGCUGGAACCGAGUAUAACAUUCCCUCCAUACCUGGGGAAGCUUCUGCGCGGAGUCUGGGGUUUGUCAGCGUAGUUUAGACUGCAUUGAAAAUUUCUGUGAUCACUGCACUGCUCGCCAACCUGUCCCUGAGGGCAGAGCGUCCUGGGAAGGCUGUCACGUGGCACCAACAUCCACACGCCGGUAGCGCUGCCUCCCCUCUCCUGCCUGCAAAGGAGUCUUUGAGGCAGUGCAGGAGGCAGAAACCAGCAAGGCAAAAGGCUCUAUUUUAAACAUUAGCAUUACUUCCGAUGGCUUACAGUGAGGCUAGCUCUGCCGAGAAUCUUGAGCUUGUGAUACGUAGGGAUUUCCAAGGCCAGAGGUUGCUUGUGAUUAUAUUUGUAGUGUGCAGCUGGGAGGCAGUGUGCCGUUGCCUUUGCUGGAGGUGAGCAGUGCACCAUGUCAGCUGUUGUGUGUCUGUGCGCGAGGCUGCAGAACUGCCUUCGCAUUUAAAAAGCAUGUUUAAAGACCUUUUCCUUUUCUGAUUCUGUGUCCUCCUGUAUGCUGCUGUCGCAGGUGAACUGGGUCUGCUAGUGAAAGACUUUCAUGCUCUUAGAAAACAUGUACUUUCUGAAGUAACUUGAAGCAUCUCCUUGUUGAUUUGUGUGCAUCUGAAUAACUUCCAAACUAAAGUCAAGGUAAGAUUGCCAGAGGGGGAAAACAUCUUAGUAAAUGAGUAAUGCAGGUGAUACUGGGCAGACGACAGCUGUGUGCAUGUUGCCCGACCCUCUGCACUGGAGAAGCGUUUGUCACAGGAGCUUGUGUUUUUGUGCUGAAAAAUGACCUGAUGCUACUUUGGAUCGAGGAGGGAGGGACAAACUAAACUUCCUCCAUGCUGACAGCUCGGAGCAGUAGAGCAGGACUGAUGAUAAGUGCUAUGUGACUUCUUAGUUACAAUGGUCUUUACCUGUAGUGUUUAGCUGCACUCAUAAAUUGGCAAAAAAUCACUUAUCUUUUCUCCUAUCAAAUCUGUAAUAUCUGAUAUUCAAGGCUAUGUUUAGCAAUACCUGUGCUUCUACCCGUCUGACUUUCUUUAUCUCUCUCCCACAAAGCAGUUCCGAAUCUCAGAGAAUGCCUUAGAGGCUUUAUCGGGACUGUUGCUCAUUCCUGAACAGGCUGAAAGGGGAGCUCCGUGUUACCUGCAACUCAGAUAUUAAGCAGGAGCUAAGGAGAAACAUGCCUUGAAGUGUUUGCCGUUGGGAAACUGGCUCACACUCGGGCGGGCUUAGCUAGCCUCUGAGCUCGCCUUCCCAUGCCAGGAAGCGUGCAGUUACGUGGACUCUGGCAAGCCCGUCGUGCGAGCGCUCAGCUGCAGCACCUCGGUGCAGCUGGAGCCCGUCCUGCCCUAACUGCCUGCAGUCCUCAGAGGCAGGAACUGGGGGAGUCCAAGCGCAGCUGGUGGUUGAGGAGCUGAAUUCCUCUUUGCUCAGUAAUUUUUUCUGUUUGACUUUCUGACCUGACUGUACAGUAAAGAUCCCUGUAUCAGCACUUUAAGUCUUUCUGCAUCUUCACUGUGUUACCUCAAUAGUUUCCAGUCUUAGAAAACUAAUAACAAGUUAAGAUCUUAGUACUAACAGCUCCAGCAAUCUUGGCAUGUUAGUUGGCUUGUACUGCACCACCCGAACAACGUGCGCUACCAUCCAGCCAUGCUUCCACCACUAGCAGGGCAGGUUCGUCGUGGCUGCUGUGUAAUACUAACCAGCCUUCGUGCAUCGACUCUCCAGCUGCGAGCCCCAGUGGUGUCAUGCGUGGCCGUUAUCCGCUUCUGUAAGUGCUGCCAGCAUGCCAUCACCUCUUGCACGGCUGGCUGUGGCUCCUUCCUCUCUGUGCGGGCCCUCAGGGAGAUGAGGUUUGUAAGCCUGACCAGAGAAUUCAUCAGAGCAAAGGUCUCCUGUGGCCUUCUGCUGAGCCAGGAGGACAGGGUUCAGUGUUCUUAUUCCUCUAGUUUCCUGUGUUUGAAGAUGUACCGUUAGCUCAUGCUCUCAGUUAAACUAGCUUACCGCUUUCAGAUGCAACCAUGAGGAUGGUCAGCCAUAGGAGUAGGUGAUAUUAACCCUACACAGGUUUCAUUUCUCAGAGAAUAGUGCUCAGAUUUACUUUCAUCCAGUAGCAAUCACUUCUAAGCAGCUCCAAAGCUGUCUUGCCUUGACUAGGGAAGUACUGCCUAUACUCUAGCAAUAUUAACCAUUUUGUAAGGGGUGGGAGAAGUGCUUGGGGAGCAAAAGCCAAUAGGGCUGAUGGCUCCGUAACUCCAAGCCUGUUCUUUGGUUUUCAUUCGGCAUUGGGGUUAGCGCAGGUGGCCCUGAUCCUGCAGGUAACUGGCCACUUUGCAGAAUCUGGUUUUGGAGAGCUGGGCAGGACCUGCUACAGGACACAGGGCUUGUAACAGCACUUUGAAAAGGCACCUGGAAUAAGGUGUGGUCAGAAACGCAGUGAGCUGCGAAGGAAAGUGCCUGCUCCAUGCUGUGCCCUGAUAGCACAAUGUGUUCGACAGAGCAACAGAUUGUACCCUAAUAUCUUUGAGUGGGCCUAGCACUUGCUACCAGAGCUUGAGAAGUCAUAAACCUACCACACGCUGGUUGCCAAGAGAUGCAUUUUAACUGGAAGGCAGAAACACAGGGUACCUGGUCCCGCUGGCUUCCUCAGUGCAGGGUGAGUCAGUACAGGGAUGGGGCUGGGAUAAGAACUGCCUUUGAGGGCUGUGAGUAGGCUGUGAUGAAUUCUCAUCUUAUGUUAAAGCACUGUAUCUUAUUACUGCAUGUCGAGUUAAUGUGUGCGUGCCUGUGUGUACAGAACGCUUGCGUCAGUAGUUAGAGCGAGUGUGAUCGGGAGAAAUCCGAGAAGCAUGUCUUAGUGUAGUGCUGUAAGUGUUACUGCACAAGAGUUUAACAGAUGUUAACACCAAAUGACUAGUCUGAAAAAUGUACUUUUAAAAAAAAUUAUUUAUUUGGGUUCAGAUAUUUUUGAAAUACAAAAAAUCGGUUGUAUUUUUUAAAGCUUAUAAUUCUUGUCAUACAUUGUGGUUAAAUUCUUAAUUUUACUGUGCUUAUUAAAAAAUGGUUCUACCUAAGCUUUGUGCUUCAGAUGCCUGAAAAGAGCCUGGAGACAUGGGCUAAUAAUACUGAUGGAGUUGGAAGACUGAUCUCUGGGGAGGGCUGUUGUGUGGAUGCAGGACAAAGCACCAGAGACCUGUUCCCCUAAUGUGGCUUGACCUUGUGAAAGCGCGUGGAGCUUGUGAAGCACCAAGGCAGAGCUGCCUCUGCCUUUGGGCGCUCUAGAAGGCGAGUCUUCGAGGCUGAAGCCAGCGAGGCUUUCUAAGGCUGCGAAGCCUCCUGUGCAAUCGCACACAGUGCGUGUGGCCCCAGGGCAAACAGCUCCUGCAGGAUGUGAACCCGAGCGGCUGUCCCAGGCUGCUGCGCCGUGCAGGUCAGUGUAACCACAUGUGCUGUUCCCACAGGUGGCAAGAGCUGGAUCAAACCCAAACCUGGCCAUAAGGUGAGGGUUACCUGCUCAGUCCCCUAACAGAAGCCGUAAUAUCCCCGUUGUAACGUUUAGUGGUCAAAGGGCCGGUUUCCCCCUCGGGGGGCUGUGCUCUUGGGGGAUCCCAUGAGAUGAAAUUAACCAAUUUAAGGGGGAUCCCUUAAGAUGAGGGAGGAGGUAAGAGCUGAACUAGGACCAGGAGCUGCACAGAAACCGGUGCCAGCAGGGAAGUGCUGGGAGCAGGCACUGGGGCAUCGCCUGAUGAGAGGGUCUGGGCAGUGGACUGAGGACAGGAAAAAG